GCGGCGGAGGGCGGGGCCGCGGCGGAGAGCCCAGCGGCAUCUGCAGCGGGUCACCUCGCCCCUUCGGCCAGGAGGCAGGCUCCUCUUCGUGCGUUGGCUCCCAGCAGCGGAACCAGUGUGCGUUCUUUGGCGGUGAAGUCCUCGGCCGUUCCCACCUACAGAGGCUGACCACGGCCAGUCUGCGGGCGUCCAUGCAGCUCGCCCCCGCGGCGGAACCCACGGAACUGGCCUUGCCUGGCCAGUGGCAGCUCGGCCUCCUCCAGCUCCCGGACCAGCUUCACCUCCUCCUUCACUUGGACAUCAUCCAUCUCCUUCUCUGGGCCCUGGAGCAAGAGCAGAUGGCCUAAGCGGGGGCCCCAGCAGGCCUCCUUCAUGGACUCUAUGCAGAGGCCUUUGCUGCUGUGCAGGGAGCUGCCUUUGGGUCCUUUCUCCUGAGCCCGGGUCCGGGCGGGUGAGUGGCAGAGGGACACCAAGCAGGGCCUCUGAGCAUUGCGUGCAGUAGUGGGGUUCCUCCCACCCAGCCCGCUCCAGGCCCCGCAGAGAGGAUGGCUUCAGCCCGGCCAGCGGGGCGCGGGGGAUCCCGGGAGGACCCGCCGCUGGAUCUGCUGCGACACCUGAGCCUCGGCCGGAGUCUCGCCCCCGUCACGCAGGGCCAGAGCCGCUUCCUGAGCCAGCGCCCCACGGGAGUCCCGGAGCCGGAGCCGGGGACCCGCCCCCCCGCGUCCACUCUGCGUGCCCAGGCCGCGCUCUCCAGACUCGCGCGCCUCGAGGGUCGGCUGCAGAGCCGGCGGGCGCCCCACUCGGGCCCCGGCACCCCCAUCUCCGGGGACAGCCAGCCCAGCAGCGCCGCCUGGAGCAGGGCCGGGAGCCCCCACUCCCCAGCGCGGGGAGCACCCCGGGACCAGCCGGGACGCAGGUUCCUGAAGAAGCGCGGGCCCUCAGACGCGGCGGCACCCCUAGAAGCCCCCCAGGGGACCAGCCCAGCGCCCCCAGCACCCAGGGGCUCCCCGGACAGCGAGGAGGAGGAAGUGAGGGAGCUGCUUGGGGAGCUGACAGAAUCGUCCAGAGAAAAGGAGGCGCCGGGGAAAGGACUCUCGGGCCGUAGCCCAGCAGAGCCAGAGCCCGAAGCCCGACCACGGGGUGACCUGCAGCCCCCCGGCCCUGCUGCUCCUGCCUCCCUGCCCACCCUGGGCUCGGGGACCCCAUAUGCUCCUCAUCAGGGAGUGUCUGCCCCCAGUUCACCAUCACUCUCCGAUCCUGUUCCUCUCUCUGGGGUAGAAGCUCCCCAGGGCAGUGUGGCCGAGCCCCUGGACAUGUCCCUGGCUGAGGACUCUCAGGACAGCCACGAUUUCUGUGUCCACAUCCUGUCCCUGAGUGACCUGCAACCCAGCAGCCCGCAGGGUGCAGCUGGCUCGGAGGUGGUGUCGGCGGCCAGAGACCCCCUGACAGAUAGCGAAGUGUCGGAGCAGGUGGGCAAGGACUCGGCUGGCUCAGGAGACCCCACGGCCCGUACCCCCAGCUGCACUUACUCAGAAGAUUUUGACGGCUCCGAAGCGCCCUCUGACAGCACUGAGGCCUCUUGGUCCGAGACGACCCCCAGACUAGAACCGACCCACAUGCCCCGCGUGGUAAUGAAAGAAACAGCAGUGCAGACCCCAGAUCCUGCCUUCGCCUACCAGUGGCACCCGGCAGCCGGCACGGCGGCCAUGGGGCCAUCCCUGGGGGGCGCCUACGUGGACCCCGUGCCCAUCGCCAGUCACGUGGUCAGUCCAGAUGCCAUUGAAGCCCUGACCGCGUACAGCCCUGCAGCCCUGGCCCUCAACGACCUGCUGAGACAGCAGCUGAGCCUGACCCGCCGUUUUGCGGAGGCCAGCCGGGAACUGCAUGGUGCAUUGCUGCAGGCGCUGGGGCCGCCAGCCUUCCACUACCACACGCUGGAGGAAGCGCGUGAGUACAUCCGGCGCCACCGGCCCACCCGUCUCACCAUGGAGGCUGCUCUGGAGGAGGUGAAGCAGGAGCUCGAGGCACCAGGUGCCUGGGUCUGACGGCACCGGCCAUGAUAUCACCUCCCUGUCUCCCACACGCACACACAACUCGUUAAAAAAAUCUUUAUUGGAAGGCAAAAACAGUAAAACCCACAAAUGGUUAACAGCA
Sorex araneus (European shrew) is the source of this 2154-nucleotide messenger RNA. RefSeq names its product chromosome 2 C19orf44 homolog (gene C2H19orf44). The coding region runs from base 546 to 2045 and encodes 499 amino acids. NCBI's taxonomy places the organism in Eukaryota, Metazoa, Chordata, Mammalia, Eulipotyphla, Soricidae. The record is from RefSeq and is a predicted model, not a curated record. The transcript is spliced from 11 exons.